UUCAGUCCUGUAUGUAGAAUCUGAGUUAAACAACCCUACGGCUAUAUUUGGAAACCGAGUUAAAUAUAGCUUUGUAUUCUAUGCAUUUUAUCGUACACAUCAUGAGAUUUAAGUGUUAGAGAAUGGAUCCUUGAAAAACCAACCAAACAAAAUGGAUCCUUGUUAGAAGUGGCGAUUACAAAAAUGAAUAGCCUAAGGGGAAGAAUUAAAACAGGGUUCCAGGUUUUGUUAUGAACUUAGUCAUUAAGCUUAGUUAUUAUCCAGAUGAAUUCUUGGUGUGCUGUCUAUAGCUAGGUGUGGAGGGACAAGAAAAUUGAAAAUGUCAGCAAAAUUGGAAAGAAGACGCGGUUACUGAUCAGACUGAAAUAAAAGAUUGAUAUUAAAUGCCCAUCUCCCAUAAAAGCAUAACUUUCACAAAAUCAUCAUCUACAUUAUUGAUUUUCCUCUAGGAAUAGGAGAAUUAAGUCCUGUGAAUGUUUCUGAACUAGAGACCUUUUGGAACUAAAGGGAAGAAUGUCUUGAGUCUUUAUGCCUUGAAAAAGUAAAUUCUCAGGACCAGUAAGUGGACACGGCCUUUCUUUCAUCUAGAUGCCAGGUUUGGAAAUACUAAUACGAAAUUGGUACAUAUGAUGCUGGAAACUUGUAGAUGUGAACUACCCGUGACUAAAGGGCCUGAAGAAGAUGUACCUUUCCAGCUCUUACCCAGAAAAUGACUGUUAAGACAAUGAUGGGUCAGGAGGACCGGUGGGAAACUCCCUAGGAGACCGCCAUAGAAGAUGUACACGUCAGAAGAGAGCUGUAAUCGGAGAACUCAAACAAGGAACAGAUAUCAUGUGUGCCCUCACAAGGGGAAAAAGAUUUUUAUUCAUUUGCAUAAGUGUACCCAAAUAGAUGGUCAGAUAUGCCAGUGCCUUGAAUGUGCGCAAAGCUUCUGUGAAAACUUAGCUCUUAUUAUGUGUGAGAGAACCCGUACUGGGGAGAAACCUUAUAGAUGUGAUAUGUGUGAGAAAACCUUCCUCCAAAGCUCAGAACUUACUUCACAUCAGAGGCUCCACACUUACGAGAAACCUUACAAAUGUAGCAAGUGUGAGAAGAGCUUUUGGCAUCACUUAGCCCUUUCCGGACACCAGCGAACCCAUGCAGGUAAAAAGUUCUAUACGUGUGACAUUUGCGACAAGAACUUUGGCCAGAGCUCAGAUCUGCUUGUUCACCAGCGAAGCCACACCGGGGAGAAGCCUUACCUGUGUAGCGAGUGUGACAAGUGCUUCAGUCGGAGUACAAACCUCAUCCGGCACCGACGGACCCACACAGGCGAGAAGCCAUUCAAGUGUCUGGAGUGUGAGAAAGCAUUCAGUGGGAAAUCAGACCUUAUUAGCCACCAGAGAACGCAUACUGGCGAGCGUCCCUACAAGUGUAACAAGUGUGAGAAGAGUUACCGACACCGUUCAGCCUUCAUUGUGCAUAAAAGAGUUCAUACUGGGGAGAAGCCCUAUAAGUGUGGUGCCUGUGAGAAGUGCUUUGGCCAGAAAUCAGACCUUAUUGUGCACCAGAGAGUCCAUACCGGUGAGAAGCCGUACAAAUGCUUGGAAUGUAUGAGAAGUUUUACUCGGAGUGCCAACUUAAUCAGACACCAGGCCACACACACUCACACUUUUAAAUGCCUUGAUUAUGAGAAACCUUUUGACUGUAACUCCGACCUUAUUGUACAUCAGAGGAUCCACAUGGAAGAGAAACCACAUCCGUGGUCAGCCUGUGAAAGUGGCUUCAUUCUAGGCAUGGACUUUGUUGCCCAACAAAAAGUGAGAACUCAAACAGAGGAGCUACGUUAUCAAUACAGUGUAUGUGAUAAGAGCUUCCACCAGAACUCGGCCCUUCUUCAACCCCAGACAAUCCACAUGGGUGAGAAACCCUAUCUCUGUCAUGUGAGUGAGAAAGGUGUUGAGCUCAGCCCUCCCCGCGCUUCAGAAGCCUCACAAAUGUCUUGACAAGAUAGAAAGUUAAAAUACCUUACAAAAACUGUCAGCACACACUAAGAUAAAAAGCCUUAGGCAUAUUUCAGUGGUGAAGCAGACUUUUCUCAGAGCUCAGACUUCAGCGAGGAACAGAGAACCAGCAAUUGUAGGCAGUGUGAGAAAUGUUUUGCCCAGAGAGCUCCUGUAACAGAACGCUUUUAUCAUUCUCCAGUAAGAAACCUACAAAUCCUCUGAGUUUGGGAAAACCUUUAGUCCAAACUCAAAUCUAAUCAUCUACAGUAGGAUUCACAUGAGUGGGAAACCUUGUCCUGCAGUGAAUAGGAGCCUCAUGUCAUUGCUCUUGGUUCGAGAGAAUUCACGCGGGAGAACACCUUUUAAAUGCUUCAGACAGUGUGCAUAUCUCAUAAGACAUAUAACAUGCUGUGGAGAAGGCCCAACAAGUGUGAGAAAUGCUUCUAAUAGAAGUGGUGACUUUCUUACCCAUCAGAGAAUCUAUACUGUCAAAACAAAAGUCUGUAUUUGUCUUGGGUGUGGCAGAAUCAUCGGUUGGCGAGCCUAGUUGUAUUUGAAUUAAAAAGAAAUACUUUGUUUGUUUGUGGGAAGACCUUUAAA
Echinops telfairi (small Madagascar hedgehog) is the source of this 2585-nucleotide messenger RNA. It is a transcript of the gene ZNF322, whose product is annotated as zinc finger protein 322. The transcript is spliced from 3 exons. Gene Ontology annotation, molecular function: DNA-binding transcription factor activity, RNA polymerase II-specific; RNA polymerase II cis-regulatory region sequence-specific DNA binding. Lineage: Eukaryota; Metazoa; Chordata; Mammalia; Afrosoricida; Tenrecidae. The coding region runs from base 777 to 1985 and encodes 402 amino acids. Gene Ontology annotation, biological process: regulation of DNA-templated transcription. The record is from RefSeq and is a predicted model, not a curated record.